CAGUGCAGAGCUUGUCAGUCUUCUGCUGACACCAUGUCCUGGAGGGAGAGGCGGUUUCUGUGCGCCCUGGUGCUGCUGCUGGGCUUCCUUGCUAGGGGGAGAGCAGAGAUCCAAUAUGUCCUGAGCUCACCUGCCUCCUUGAACAGUGGCGAGACUGGAAAAGCCUGUGUGAACAUAGUGGGCAACAAAGAGAAAUUGGAUGUAAGUCUGAUUCUGCAGCAUGAUGGGCAGAACACCUCAAUUAUUGCAGAAGAUGUCUCCUCUCCUACAUACUUCCAGUGUGUUGAAUACAAGAUUCCAAUUGUACUCGAAGCUGUACCAGUAACCCUGCUGCUUUCUGCAAAGGGCCAGGAAACCCAAGUCUUGGAGCGUAAGCCAGUAGUUGUUAAACCCUCCAAAAACAACUGCAUCUUCCAGAUGGACAAACCCAUUUAUCAGCCGGGCAACAAGGUAUUUUGUCGCAUUGUCUGCAUGAACUCUCAACUUAAACCUGUGAAUGAAAAGUUCCCAACAAUUUUCCUGAAGGAUCCUUCAAGGACCAUUAUCAAGCAAUGGACGAAACCAGAAAUGCAGCGUGGAGUGUCUGAAAUGAAUUUCAACUUAAUCAAAGAUGCUCCUCCUGGUUCCUACAGCUUCACUGCUGAGCGAGAAUCCAGUGCUCCCUUGUCACUAUAUUUUACAGUAGAAGAAUAUGUGCUACCCAGGUUCAGUUUGAAUGUGGAAUCCCCAAAUUCGAUCUCUGUAUUGCAAAACGUUGUAAACUUCACGGUCGCUGCUCGGUACACAUAUGGCGAACCAGUGGCCGGCACAGUCACGACAUUGUCUUGUAAACAGCCUGGUUUGUACGGCAGACGCCUGAACUGCUUUAAAGAGAAAGGAGACCCUUGCUCCAGUAUGACAGGACAGCUUGGUCCUGAUGGUACUUACAAGGGUACCAUUGAUAUGUCCGGACAGUUCAUGGGAAUGACAGGAAUGUCCAUGCAAAUGGACAUUGUAGUGACAGAAGCUGAAACUGGAAUCCAAGUCAAGAAUUCCCGUUACAUAUAUGUUACAACCCAACCAGCUAGGCUCAACUUGGACUAUGGGGCCAUGAAUCAGUACUACAAAAGGGGUAUUCCUUAUGGCGUUGUGGCAUCCCUAACUGACGAGCAAGACAAUCCGAUCCCUAAUAAAGACGUUGAAAUAGAAAUCGACAAGAAACGUAUUCAGACUGUGAAGACUGACUCUGCGGGGAAAAUACUUUAUGAGAUUGACACAUCUGAUAUGGUGUCGCCAAACUUCACUGUCCGGAUCAGUUAUAAGAACCCUGACCAGUGUUAUUAUGCCGAAUGGAGGGACGCAGACUAUCCAUCAUCUGAACGCACUGUUUACCGUUUUUACUCCAAAACGGGUAGUUUCCUGCAGGCAAAACAGCCCAAAGAAGAGUUGAGCUGUGGACAGAACCACAAUAUUGAGGUGCAGUAUACCAUCAACCAGGACGGUGUCAAGGAAAAGGCAAAUACAGUCACAGUCUAUUAUCUAGUCAUGGCAAAAUCAAAAAUUGUUUACAAUGGUCAGCAAGAUGUUGAUUUGACCAACUCAAAGAAUGGCUCUAUUGCCAUCAACCUCCCUGUGACUUCGGACAUGGCACCCAAUAUCAACCUGGUUAUAUACUGCAUCUUGAAUGGAGAGCUGCUUGUUGAGACACUCAGUCUGAGCAUAGAGAAGUGCUUCAAAAACAAAGUUGACAUGGCUUUCUCAGCAGAAAAGGGAAUGCCGGGAUCCACUGUUGAAGUUCUACUCUCAGCCAGUCCAGAUUCCAUUUGUGGGCUCCGAGUGAUUGACUCCAGUCUCCUAUUACUUAACAGUUACGAGCGAUUUUCACCUGAAAAUGUCCAUGGCUUAUUUUCCUACGGCUACUAUGGAGGCUACAAUGUCGGUGGCUUUGAUGUGGAGGGUCCAGAGCCCCAAUGUCUAGAUCCAAACAAACUGGUCUUCUUCCAAGGGAACUACUGGUUACCUGCCAGCAGCGACUCUGAAGGCGACAGCUACCAAAAUCUCAGGGAUGUCGGACUGAUUGUUGCAACAGGAAACCACAUGAGAAAACCAAAGGUCUGUGAGAAAAAUCCACCCCAGGAGUCGAGGUAUCCCGUAGCUUUAAAUGAUGCCCUACCACAAGCUAACCUCAAAUUUUCUGCAGAACGUAGUGUUGGAAUGGGUGCUGGAAUGGGUGCUGGAGGAGCAUCUGCGAUUGAAACUGUUCGAACUAACUUCUCUGACACUUUCAUGUGGCUCAUGGUUCCUCUGGAUAAAGAGGGUCACGCCUCAUUAUCGGAGAUUGCCCCAGACACCAUCACAAAGUGGGAAGGAUCUGCUUUCUGUAUGUCUGAGAAGGAAGGUUUUGGGAUGACCAAAUAUUCAGCCAAUUAUACCACAUUUAUGCCAUUCUUCAUGGAGCUCUCCCAUCCACAAUCUAUCAUCCGUGGGGAGGUUAUGGUCAUUGUAGGAGUCGUAAAAAACUAUCUUGACUAUUUUAUCAAGGUACAAGCAGAAAUGGAACCUUCAGCUUCUUUCACUGCUGAGCCAAGGGAAGGAACCCAAAAUGUCUGUGUGCCCCCCAAAGGUCAAGUUUCCUAUACUUGGCACGUAAAACCAAAUAAGCUCGGAACGAAUACCAUGACAGCGACAGCCCAAACCACUUUUAUUGGAAAGUCAUGUGAUGGACCCAAUGAUGACUCCCAACCUUCUCGCAAAGACACAGUUGUGCCAACCUUUUCAGUAGAGCCUGAAGGAGUCGCUCAAGAACUGACACUUAGCAAUCUCGUGUUUAUGAAACCUGGCUUGAAGUCAGUGUUGCCAGUCAAAAUAACACCUCCAGGCAACGUGGUGCCAGAUUCCAUCUCUGCAUAUGUGACUGCUGUUGGUGACGUGUUUGGACUCCCAUGGAGUAACCUUCAGAAUAUGAUGGCGCAGCCCUACGGAUGUGCUGAACAAAGUCUGACGGCAAUGGCUUCCACUAUAACUAUGCUUGACUAUCUCAACAGCACAGGACAGCUAACAGAUGAAACCAUGGAGAAGGGAAAGCAGAACAUAUUGGAGGCAUAUUAUCGACAUCUUGCCUUUGCCAAUGGACCGGCUUAUAAAGUAUUCCGCAGUUCCCCACACUCCGAUUCAUGGCUGACUGCGGUAACCUUUUACACCUUUGAGCAAGCCAAGAAAUAUGUUGCGAUCGAUAAAACAAGACAACAGCAGUCUCUCAUCUGGUUGGAGAACACGCAGAAGCUAGAAAAUGGCUGCUUUAAACCCCAAGGACGCAUGUUGACAACUCAGGACCAAGAUGCCAGUAUUACUCUCACAGCUUACAUUUCCAUUGCACUACAGGAAUUCGAAGAUAGCUUUGGGAAAACUCUGCAGGAAGGGGCUAUGACUUGUCUAAAGAAUGCAUCAACCACUGAGCAAACAAUUGGUAACGAAGUCCUUAUGCUGAACGCCUUCACAAUGGCUGGACUUUCAGAAUAUAGCGAUCCUCUGAUGGCCAAACUCAUGAAGAAAGCCAUAGUUAAAGAUGGCACAAUACACUGGGAAAGAGAAGACAUGCCUUUGUUGCGGCCAGUUCCAUUUUUCUUCCCUAUAUAUGCCCCAGCUGAGGUACAGCUCACAUCUUACAUGUUACUAAGCAUGACCGAAAGGAUCAGACAAUUGAAGGGCAUAAAUUUAAGCGACACAGGUGCAUUGUCUGCUCAAAAAGACAUGUCAACAAUGGCACAGAUGGCCAUGUGGCUAGUUCGCCAGCUGAAUCCUCGUGGAGCUUUCUCAUCUACACAGGACACAGCUGUUGCCCUCAAGGCUCUCAGCAGCUUUGCAAAGCUCCUCUACACUCCAAAUUCACAGCACACCAUAAAGGUCAAAGGUGGCAAUAGAGAUAUUGGUAACCUUAACUUGAGUCCUGAAAACCGGCUGGUGGUACAGAGACAGGAUUUGCCAGAAGCCCAUGGCGAGUACAGCUUAGAAGUUGAAGGGAACGGGUGGUUUCUGUCCCAGACCACAGUGAAAUACAAUGUUCCGAUACCGGAAGGAAAUACCGCGUUCUCUCUAGCCCUGUCCGCCACCUCGGAUAAAUGCGUGAAUGGAGUGACAAAGGUCUUCAACAUGACGGUCACUCUUGGAUAUCAAGGAUCUUUGCAGGCCUCCGACAUUACAAUUAUUAAAAUAAGAAUGCUGUCUGGAUUCAACUCCGAUUUUUGGUCUUUGAGAGAGCUGGAAAAUGCAAAAACAAUUGCCAAAUCUAAAGACAAUGGAAGGGGAGAACUUGAAAUCUAUCUGCAGUCUGUCAAGAAGAAUGAGCCCAUCACCUUCACAUUUAGAGUUUUAAUGGGUAACAGGAUGCUGAAUGUGAAAAAGAGCUCCGCCAUGGUGUAUGGCUUCUAUGAACCAGGUGACAAUGGCUAUGCUGAAUAUGAGCACCCCUGUGUAAAAAAUCAGUAAAAACAAAAUGAAGCUGCUAACAAGAUCUUCUCAAACUAUUAUAUUACGUUUCUGGAAUUGGUUUCAGGAUGGUGUUGUCUGAUAUCUGUUACUGCCUGUAUGCUGCUCUUGGUGUCUGUACAGUGUUGUAUUUGCAAUUUAUUUUUCACUGAACUCAACUUGUAUAAACAUCUGAAAAUAAAAGUCAGCCGUACUGCAA
Rana temporaria (common frog) is the source of this 4663-nucleotide messenger RNA. Its product is annotated as ovostatin homolog. The transcript is spliced from 36 exons. Bases 34 to 4464 code for a protein of 1476 amino acids. NCBI's taxonomy places the organism in Eukaryota, Metazoa, Chordata, Amphibia, Anura, Ranidae. Gene Ontology annotation, molecular function: endopeptidase inhibitor activity. Gene Ontology annotation, cellular component: extracellular region. The record is from RefSeq and is a predicted model, not a curated record.